This is a messenger RNA of Trichogramma pretiosum, 1071 nucleotides long. Its product is annotated as tigger transposable element-derived protein 1-like. Gene Ontology annotation, cellular component: nucleus. The transcript has 2 exons. The record is from RefSeq and is a predicted model, not a curated record. Lineage: Eukaryota; Metazoa; Arthropoda; Insecta; Hymenoptera; Trichogrammatidae. Gene Ontology annotation, molecular function: DNA binding. Bases 1 to 1071 code for a protein of 356 amino acids.
AUGUUGGUUUACAGAGCAGAAAAUCCUCGAGCUCUGAAAAGAAAACAAAAAGAGCAUCUUCCAGUAUUUUGGAAAUCUAAUAAAACAGCUUGGGUUACAGCAAAAACGUUCACCGACUGGUUUACCCUCUCCUUUGUACCUGAAGUCCGAGCAUUCUCAAGUCGAGAGAAUCUUUCCUUUAAAGUAUUGUUGUUGCUCGAUAACUGCGCUGCUCUUCCAGACGCUUUGAUGACGUCAAAUCCAGAUGUCAAAAUUUUAUUUUUGCCACCAAACACCACUUCUCUUAUUCAGCCAAUGGAUCAGUCGAUAAUUGCAACAUUUAAAUCAUACUACAUCAAGGGAGUUUCACGUAACAUUUUAAAUAGCUUGCAUCAAUCUACAUCUGAAGAUUAUGUUAAACAAUUUUGGAAAAAUUUUAACAUCGCUCACUCAAUAUCUAUUGUUGAUGAAAGUUGGAGAAUGAUCAAAAAUACAACUUUGAAUAAUGGAUGGAACAACCUUUUACCGGAACUAGUUGAGAAAAAUCAAGUGUCUGAAAUUCAAGGUCAUGAGCAAGAGCAAGUGAUACGUGAAGCUAUUAACAUUGCAAGAAGUGUUGGUGGAGAAGGUUUCAGUGACUUGCAAGAAUCCGAGCUUCUUGAUUUGGUAGCGUCAGUUGAAGCUUUAAGCGUCGACGAAAUUGAUGCAAUCGUGCAAAAUACAGCAGCUGAAGAAGAAAUGAUUGCAGAUGAAGAACCCAAGCCUGUUCUUACUGCGAAAGUAGUUGGAAAUAUUUUGGCUGAUGCAGAGCGUCUCAUUGAACGAGCAUUAAAUUACGACCCAAUCAUGACUCGAAGCCUUCAAUUUAGACAAGAUAUCGAAAAAUCAUUAGAGUGUUAUAAAAACUUGUACAAAGAUCUAUUGCGCAGAGCAAAACAAAAAAAAAAUUCAAUUGAUUUGUUCGAUCUUCGUGUGCUGACUCCUAAAUCCAAACUGGUGUUGAAAAAUGAACUCUUUACUUUUAAUAACUAUCUACAUUCUGAGCAGAAUAAUUUAUUUUUGUGGUCUUUUACAGUACUAGAAGUAGGUUAA